Drosophila bipectinata is the source of this 1385-nucleotide messenger RNA. Its product is annotated as interleukin enhancer-binding factor 2 homolog. The record is from RefSeq and is a predicted model, not a curated record. NCBI's taxonomy places the organism in Eukaryota, Metazoa, Arthropoda, Insecta, Diptera, Drosophilidae. Gene Ontology annotation, molecular function: DNA binding; double-stranded RNA binding. Gene Ontology annotation, cellular component: catalytic step 2 spliceosome. Gene Ontology annotation, biological process: positive regulation of DNA-templated transcription.
GGCUCUUCACUAGUUUUUUAUCAUCCCCAAAAAACGCUCCGGCGUUCCGAAAAAUAAGUAAAAAUUCAUCCUCACAGGAAUAUGGUUCGCGGAGCUCUUCGAGGGGGACGCCCCAUGCGUGGGGGCAUCCGGCCACCGUUCAAGAAGACUUUCGUGCCCCGUCAUCCGUUCGACUUGACCCUAGCAGAGGUGUUCUUCCCCAAAGUGCCGCAAGCCGGUACUGUUGACGAUUCUGCCUUGACAGCGGCUCUUCUGAAGCGCAACCAGGACUUGAGCCCAACUCCCACCGAACAGACAGCUAUUGGUAACCUGGUUACCAAGGUCCAGGCGGUGUUGGACAAUCUUGUUUUGGCUCCUGGUGAUCUCACUACUUGUCAAUUGGAGGAGGUUCGCCAGGUGGGCUCAUUUAAGAAAGGCACCAUUCUUACCGGCAAUAAUGUGGCCGAUAUUGUGGUCAUUCUCAAAACACUGCCUACCAAGGAGGCCGUUGAUGCCUUGGCUAAGAAGGUGGAGACCGAUUUGAAGGCUAGCAUGAAGACUGAAGUGCUGACCAAAGGCGACCAGCACACGAUUCAGACACACGAGCGCGGCUUCGAUAUUGCCAACAUGCACGCCAAAGUGCGUAUAAUGAUUGCCACUUUGCCGCAGAACUUGCGCAAGUUGGAGCCGGAGAUCCAUAUGGACCACAAGCUAAUGCAGAGCCACCUGGCUGCCAUUCGCCACACCCGGUGGUUCGAGGAAAACGCUCACCACUCUUCAAUUAAGGUAUUAAUCCGCAUACUUAAAGAUCUGACCCGACGCUUUGAUGCAUUCUCGCCACUCUCCGCCUGGAUGCUCGACCUGAUCGCCCACUUGGCCAUCAUGAACAACCCGUCGCGCCAAGCACUGCCAAUCAACCUCGCCUUCCGUCGCGUCUUCCAGCUGCUCUCUGCCGGGUUAUUCUUGCCAGGUUCUGCUGGUAUUACUGACCCAACCGAACCGGGGCACAUCAGGGUGCACACAGCCAUGACGCUGGAGCAGCAGGAUGUGUGCUGCUACACCGCCCAGACGUUGCUGCGUGUUCUGGCCCACGGGGGGUACAAGCACAUCCUGGGCAUCGAGGGAAACACAAGCAUCGUGCGUGAGAUGUCCGUCUGGAACGGUGUCUGCGUCUCCCCGCUGAACCCCGUUUACGAAAAACCCACAGACAAAAAAGAAGGCGAUCUUGAGGAGGACAUUGACAUGAUUGAAAAUGAAAACGAGGACGAUGGCAGCGAUGAUGGAGCCGAAUAAAGCAAUGCUGCUUAUAUAUGUUCAUAUUUAUUUCACUAUGCACUUCAUGUAGUUGCAAAAUCUCAUGCCCUAAAUAAAUAGCAUACUCCCAGUUAUGGGUUCAUCCUCACCAA